Penicillium salamii is the source of this 1161-nucleotide messenger RNA. NCBI's taxonomy places the organism in Eukaryota, Fungi, Ascomycota, Eurotiomycetes, Eurotiales, Aspergillaceae. The record is from the annotation of a GenBank genome assembly.
AUGCCUCCAAGGUCAACGCUACGUAGUGAUGAAUCACUAUUUGCGUGCGACUUUCCGGGCUGUAGCUCGCGAUAUCGACGGAAGGAGCAUCUCAAGAGACAUCAAGCCAACCACGAAAGACAAGGCAAUGUGCCUUCCAUACUAAUACCACACAGGGAUCUCUUACGCCGGCAUAUCCGCAACUACCAUCCUCAAUCCCAGCUCCCCGCAUCUCGAUCCCUGAAGGCAUGCUCAGCAUGUCGUCAGCGGAAAGAGAUUUGCAAAGGGGGCUCACCUUGCAAGGCGUGUGAGCAGCGGGAGAUCGAUUGCUCACUCGUUGAGCAAUCUUCGCCGGCAGGCCACCCGGGUCGCAAUCAGUCGGGCCCAGAAAUUCCUGAAAGCCUGUCAAUGCAUGACUACGUGAAAAGUUACUUUGAUCACUUCCACCCGGAAUGGCCAUUUCUCCAUGAGUCAACCUUUGAUCCCGCGAAAGAACCAGGUGUAUUGGUUCAAUCUGUUAUCAUGCUGGGAAUGUGGGCCCAGGGUAGCAGAAGCUCCAAAAAUGCGGCAAUUGCCCUGCAUAGCCGGUUGGCCUCAGCCAUCCAAAGCCAACGUAGCCAAUGGGACCAUUCGAGUGCGGAGCCAGAUCAGAUAAUUGGCAUCAAAUGGCCUAUUGCUACGUAUCAAAGUGUGCUACUGCAGGUCAUCUUUUCUAUCUUUACCACCAGAGAUUCCGGUGGCGUUGACUUCGGACUUCGACACCGCAUCCCUGCUGAGAAUUACAGCCUUCUUACCGCUUUGGUACAAAGUUGUCGCAAUUUGGGUAUUUUCUCAUAUCCAGAAAUGUUGACCCAAUACCCCGCUGGCACCCCAAUCACAAUGAUUUGGGUAGGUGUGGAAGAGACGAAGCGAUUCGCAUUGGCGUUGUACAAGGUGACGCAUAUUUGCACCACAGUGGACAGACAGGCAAACGCCAGCGUGAAGCUAAUGACUGUCGCAGACCUUGCUUUCAGUAUGCCCUAUAGCGAUGAGACUUGGAAUCUCUCGAAGGAAACCGAGGGUCAAACUCUUUCCAAGGCCACAGCACAAGCCAGUCAGAAAAGGGACGGAGACAAUGAGAAAUGGAUCAAUAGCUCUUUUACGACGCUUAGUGAUCCCGAAGUCAGCUUCGAUUGGAUCUAG